Sesamum indicum (sesame) is the source of this 2037-nucleotide messenger RNA. It is a transcript of the gene CAF2, whose product is annotated as RNA-binding CRS1 / YhbY (CRM) domain-containing protein. Gene Ontology annotation, biological process: Group II intron splicing. The record is from RefSeq and is a predicted model, not a curated record. Lineage: Eukaryota; Viridiplantae; Streptophyta; Magnoliopsida; Lamiales; Pedaliaceae. Gene Ontology annotation, molecular function: RNA binding.
AAGCAACACGGCGUCGUUGCCGGGCACCACAAUGUCGUAAAGAGUCGAAAAAAUCUCUGUAAAUUAUCAGCUUCAGCUCCCCGCUCACCUUCAUCAACAGAAUAAACCAGAAAACUGGGAGAGAGACGGAGAGAGAACUCAUUCUCAUAUUCAUAUACACUCAUAUACGUACGGAAAUAGAAGAAAGUGCGUUCCAUGGCGAUUCUUGCAACAUUACCAGGUCCAAACCUCUUCUCUACAUUUCCCAAUACACCGCCUCCCUCCAACAAUCCCACUCCCUCUCCUCCUCCUAAACCCCCCAUCCCCAUCCCCAAAUACCCACCUCCUUUCAAAUCCCGAAGACACCCUAAACCACCGCCCUCCAAUUCACCAAGCAGCCCCGCCUUCAAAACCCACCACCGCAACUCAAAAUACUACAAGCCCAUCAAACCCGGGCAGAAAAUUCCCGUCCCCGACGGCGAAAACCGGGCUGUCGUUGUUGGAGAUUCUGGUAUUUCCUAUCUUUUACCGGGGGCUCCAUUUGAAUUUAUGUACAGUUAUUCAGAAACACCUAAGGCUCAGCCUUUAGCCAUGCGAGAGCCCGCUUUCCUGCCCUUUGCACCGCCUACUAUGCCACGGCCAUGGACAGGGAAAGCCCCUAUGAAAAAGAGUAAAAGAAAGAUUAAGCUUUUUGAGCCUCUGGGUAGUGAUGGAAUCGAUGAAGAUGAAAAUGUGGGCCAAAAAAGGUACGAAAUGUUGAGGGAUUAUGAGUUGGGAAAGGUUAGUGUGAGGCCGCGGGAGGAGGUGUUAGGGGAGCCCCUAACGAGAUGGGAGAUUAAGGAGAUGCUAAAACCGUAUUUGUCUAGUAAUAGACAGGUGAAUUUAGGUAGAGAUGGACUAACACAUAACAUGUUGGAGUUGAUACAUACACAUUGGAGGAGACAACCAGUUUGUAAAGUUCGGUGUUUGGGUGUUCCAACCGUUGAUAUGGACAAUCUAUGCCGGUGCCUUGAGGAAAAAUCUGGUGGAAAGAUUAUCCAUAGGGUAGGUGGAGUGGUCUAUAUAUUCCGUGGUAGAAACUAUGAUCACCGUAGGCGUCCUCAGUUGCCCAUAAUGCUUUGGAAACCAGCUGCACCAGUUUAUCCCAAGCUUAUACAAGAUGCUCCAGAGGGGUUGACAAAAGAAGAAGCAGAUGAAUUGCGAAUUAAAGGGAAGAACCUGUUGCCAAUAUGUAAAUUAGCAAAAAAUGGAGUUUAUAUUUCCCUGGUGAGGGACGUGAGGACUGCUUUUGAAGGAUCUAAGCUGGUGAAGAUAGAUUGCAGAGGAAUGCAUGCUAGUGAUUACAAGAAGUUAGGAGCUAAGCUGAAGGAAUUGGUACCAUGUGUUUUGUUAUCUUUCGAUGAUGAACAAAUAUUAAUGUGGAGGGGAAAAGACUGGAAAUCUAUGUACGACGAUGAGAUGCCUAAGAUAAACCUUUCUUCUGGUGAUGGCUCCAGGGUUACCAAUAUUUCAGAUACUAAAUCAGUGUGUUCAAGCCCUAAAAUGAUGUCCCUAUGGCAGCGAGCAAUUGAAUCAGGAAAGGCAUCAGUUCUGGAUGAGAUUGAUCUUAGUCCUGAUGAACUUUUGUCAAAGAUAGAAGAAUUUGAAAGCACUUCUCAGGCAAUGGAACACUCUUAUCCCGCCAUAAUCUACUCAAACAGAGAGGGUCCUGUGACCUUAAAUGCAAAACAUAAGAACAGUUUGGAGGCCAAUGGUUACAGUGAAGAUGAUUCCGAUGAUGUUGACUACAAUGAUACACUCAACAAUGACUCCUUUGAAGUGGUAGAAUCUUUAGUCCCCCUAGGAUCCCUGCCCGUUGAUCUGAUAGCUAAAGAGCUCAGCAACACUGAGCAAUGAGCAUGAAGUUUAGAAAAAAUAAUGUUGUACUUCUUACUAUUGAGCUGCAAAUGAAAAAAUGUGCUUAUUCAUGGCCUGUUAAAGCAGCUCUUGUUGUAAAGAAAGCAUUACAAAAUGGAGAAGUGAAGAAUUACUCAAGAGGAAUGGUGUAUUUUGUUGGUC